AUGAAAUAUAUUCUUUCAAAUUUCAAUGGUGGAGAGUUGGAGAAGAAGGAAAUUUAUCGAAAGAGUUCCUCGACGCUCACAACGCCGCUCGAAAAGACGUCGGUCAACUGGGACAAUGUGUUGGAAGACUUGGCACUGAACUACUCUCAAGGACAGAUCAACAAUUGCAUUGAACUAAACCUUGCUGUGGUCCCUUUGGGUCGGAAUCUUGUUUGGGACAACAAAAACGGUCUUUCCACAACCGAAGCUGUCUGGCUUUGGGUGGCUCAGAAGAAGUAUUACAGCUUGGAAUCUGGUGUUUGUGCUCGAGACCUGAUAUGCAGACAUUAUACUCAGGUAAUUUGGAUCAAUUCGACUCCACUCGGAUGUGCUAAAGUUAGAUGCAAUAACAAUAGUGGAAUUUUGAUUGCUUGUUACUAUUACCCUGCUGGUAAUAUUCCUGGAAAGCAUCCAACUGAUGGAAUUCGAUCCCUCAUUCAAUCACAUGAUGUUGCUCCCAUGAGUCCCACCAAUUCGUCACCUUUAACUCAGGUAAUUUGGGUUCAUUCAACUCCCCAAAAAGGUAAAUCCAUGGAAGCAUUAGUCAUAGGAUUGAGUAUAGGAUUGGCUUUUGGGCUAGUUCUAAUGAUCACUUGCUUCAUUUCAAGACAAAGAAGGCAGAGAGAAAAGGAAUCUGAUGAUGAUCGCCGUGUUUUCAAUACGUUGUUUAACAAUGAGUUCGGCAAUCUGAUAGGACCAAGGAAGUUUUCAUUGAAUGAAUUGACUAAAGCAAAAAAUAAUUUCAACACUGAGAAUAAGUUGGGUGAGGGAGGGUUUGGUUUUGUCUAUAGAGGAUUCCUGAGGGACUUGGAUACUUGCAUUGCUGUUAAAAAGGUGUCCAAGGCAUCGAAACAAGGGAUCUGGGAAUACGCGUCGGAAGUGAAGAUAAUCAGUAGAUUGAGGCACAAGAAUCUGGUGAAACUAAUCGGUUGGUGCCAUGACAGGGGUGAACUCUUGCUCGUUUACGAGUUCAUGCCGAGUGGAAACUUAGACACUCAUCUUUUCAAAAGCAAAAGCUUAUUGACAUGGGAAACCAGAUUCAAAAUCAUGCAAGACUUGGCAUCAGCAUGCUAUACCUGCAUGAAGAAGGAGAUUACUCCGGCACCGUGGGGUACAUCGCUCCGGAGUGCUUGUCAUCGGGAAAAGCUAGCAAGGUUUGGAGUGGUGGCAUUAGAGAUUGCUUGUGGUAGAAGGUCAGUUGAACCCAAAUUUCAAGACUUUGAGGCUGUAUUAGUGCCUUGGGUGUUGGAAUCAUAUGGAAAAGGAAAGGUUCUGGAUGUGGCUGACAACAAAAUGGGAAUGGGGUUCGACCCUAAACAGAUGGAAUGUUUGGUGAUGGUUGGGCUGUGGUGUGCCCAUCCGAGCCAGGAUCAAAGACCAUCGAUCAGGCAAGUCAUUCAAGCCCUUCAUUUUGAGGCACCACUGUCGUAUCUUCCGACCACAAUGCCUGUUCUCGGUUAUAAAGCACUUACUGCUUCACGAAUUGGAUCGAGCGAGCCAGUACUUGAAUCUAACAUCACUCUCACAAUUCCUCGAUGA
This is a messenger RNA of Hibiscus syriacus, 1578 nucleotides long. RefSeq names its product L-type lectin-domain containing receptor kinase IX.2-like. The transcript has 3 exons. Gene Ontology annotation, molecular function: ATP binding; protein kinase activity. Bases 1 to 1578 code for a protein of 525 amino acids. Lineage: Eukaryota; Viridiplantae; Streptophyta; Magnoliopsida; Malvales; Malvaceae. Gene Ontology annotation, cellular component: plasma membrane; extracellular region. The record is from RefSeq and is a predicted model, not a curated record. Gene Ontology annotation, biological process: protein phosphorylation.